AUGGCAGCAAAGGUCGAUGAUGAGUCCUCUGACAUACCAGAGCGACUUUACGAUUCUACCAAUAAUAAAACCUACAAACGUAUGCGAUUUUUUGGAAAGGUUGGCCUUGGGGCUCUGUUUAUAAAACUGGACCCAUUUGGACCCUUGGUGGCCGGCAAAAUUGUUUCGAAAAAAUUCAUAAUGAAACAUAAUCUAAAAGACCAAAUGACCCAAGAAAUCACCAUUCAUCGCAGUCUGAAUCAUGCAAAUAUUGUUAAGUUUCAUUGGUUCUUUCAGGACAGCUUUAAUAUUUAUAUUGUACUGGAUCUGUGCAAGGAGCGGUCCAUGUGGGAAUUACUCAAACAUCGAAAAACCAUAACUGAUUACGAAUGCCGCUACUAUAUCUACCAAAUAAUACAGGGUGUGAAGUACCUGCACGAUAAUCGUAUCAUUCAUCGUGAUUUAAAGUUGAAUAAUAUCUUCCUCAAUGAUAUGUUACAAGUGAAAAUUGGCGAUUUUGGUCUAGCCACACGCAUCGAAUAUGAGGGUGAACGGAAAAGUACCCUGUGCGGCACACCCGAUUUUCUUGCUCCGGAAAUUCUCACCAAAAAAGGAUAUUCCUAUGAAGUGGAUAUCUGGGCAAUUGGUUGUGUUAUGUACACCCUGCUAGUCGGCCAGCCACCAUUCGAAACGAAAACCCUCAAAGAUACCUAUUCAAAAAUCAAGAAAUGUGAUUAUCGUGUUCCGAGUUAUUUGCGUAAAUCGGCAGCCGAUAUGGUCAUAUCAAUGUUACAAUCGAAUCCCGAAAAUCGUCCAAAAAUUGGUGAUCUCUUGCAUUUUGAAUUUUUGAGCAGUUCACCGGUGCCGAUGUUUUUGCCCAGCUUCUGUCUGACAAUGGCACCACGUCUUGAGUUGAACGAAACAAUUGAUCACGAGAAUGCUCAACGUAAACAGUUGACCGAGGAAUUGAAAAGUAGUGUAACAACUACUAUUUACUACAACGAAUUGAGUUUCCUAACCAGACACGGUAAAAUACGAAAAAAGGAAUACAAUUCAUUCUUGCAGGAACAAAGUUCGUCCUCGCUUGAGGACACUUGGGACGCGUCCCCACUCAUUGAAACAAAUGUUUCAUCCUCUACCAGUGCUGCGUCACCACCACCAUGCAAAAUGGCUAAAUUGGAAAACUCAAGUAGCAGCUUGAGAGGGCAGUAUACUGAUGAGCUUUCCAAAGCAGAGGAAUUGGAAAGUGAAUCAGCAGAAGGCGAUGAUAAUUAUGUACCAACUACAUGCAAUGUAUUUGAACAAAGUUCAUCGUCGCUAGAGGACACUUGGGACUCGUCCCAACCAAUUGAAACAACUGUUUCCUCUACCAGUGCUGCGUCACCACCACCAUUGGAAAACUCAAGUAGCAGCUGCUCGAACAGUGAGGAUGCUCUAUUUAUAGCAGCUGUAAAUGCCUUAUAUAAUUUGACUACGGAUGACAAUAAAAAUGAAAUAAUAUUGGAUCAGUUGGUGGAAAGGAUUGCCCUGGCGUUCUUGGAAGCUAAGAAAAAACAACGCUUACUCGAAGAAAAUUCAGAUAAUUUUCCUGAAUUCACAUUUAGUUCUUCACUUAAUUCGAUAUACGGGAAUUAA
This is a messenger RNA of Musca vetustissima, 1614 nucleotides long. RefSeq names its product serine/threonine-protein kinase polo-like. Gene Ontology annotation, biological process: mitotic cell cycle; regulation of cytokinesis; protein phosphorylation. The coding region runs from base 1 to 1614 and encodes 537 amino acids. Gene Ontology annotation, molecular function: ATP binding; protein serine/threonine kinase activity. Gene Ontology annotation, cellular component: spindle pole; nucleus; centrosome. The record is from RefSeq and is a predicted model, not a curated record. Lineage: Eukaryota; Metazoa; Arthropoda; Insecta; Diptera; Muscidae. The transcript has 6 exons.